Rhagoletis zephyria (snowberry fruit fly) is the source of this 738-nucleotide messenger RNA. RefSeq lists its product as uncharacterized. NCBI's taxonomy places the organism in Eukaryota, Metazoa, Arthropoda, Insecta, Diptera, Tephritidae. The record is from RefSeq and is a predicted model, not a curated record.
AUGCAACGGAAGGAAAGUCUGGGGCAGGUGGGAUCUGAGGAUGCUUCGGCAGCCAAAGAUGACAUACCACAAGCCUCGCCGAGUACUGGACUGAAAACCGGACAGUCUAGAAAAUUCGGGGACGUCAGGAAGGCCACAGGUUUGAGUGGAGCAGGGGCCAAGUGGUCCCUGCGCUACGUCAGCAAAGGCUUAACGCCUGAGGAGGCCAAAAAGAAAGUCCUGGACCGCGAGAAGACCAGUGACAGCGCACGGGAGGCUGGGGAAAUUAGUGCUCCGAAAGGUAAUCCGGAGAACAAGAAAGUUCUGGACGGGGAAAAGCCCAGUGACAGCAAACGGGGUGCUGCGGAGAUUAGUCCUCCGGAAGGGAAGCCAGAGAAGAAGAGGAGCUGUCUCGAAGCGCUGGGGCCAAAACCCAAGGCAGGGGCCAGGAAGCCUGGUGUUAGCUAUGCCAGCGCCACUAAGCGUAUCAAACAGGCUGUUCUGCCAAAGGCUUUCCCUGAAAGUACACUCACUCGUGAAGAUCAGGGAAAGAUUGAGGACGCCAUUGUGGAGGAGAUGGGUAAGGGUUGGUGGUCAAUACUCCCACUCGACGGCAUCCACUUUCGGCCAGGCCUUAUACUGGUCGACUGUUUGGAUGCAGAAUCAGCCGAAUGGUUGCGCGAAAUUGUCCCAAAACUGCCUGACUGGGAUGAUGCGGAACUGACUACGUGCGAUGGGGACAACAUACCCAGGGUGCAC